AUGUUGCAUGCGGAUAAAUGUUUACGAGAAGAAAGAUUUUUUAUACCAGAAAAAUUGUGCAACAAAUCGUUUAAUGAGUGGAAUUGGACAGUUGCUGAAUUUAUUCAUAAAUGGGAAGAAGAGAAUAUGAGUAAUAAAAUUGGUGAAAAUAAAGACGCUCAAUGGUUAGCCGAACAAUUAAGAUUGGUCAAGCCUAAAGGUGAAGAUGAAAUAUAUAAAUUAUUCAUAUUACUUUAUACAUAUGAAUGUUUUUUAUACAAAUUAAUAAAUAAGACUUUAAGAGAAGAUGAUUAUAGUAAAAUUCAAACAUUGGCUCCAUUUUGUGGUUUAUUACAUACAAGUAAUUGUGUAGCUGCAACAAAAUCGUAUAUUUAUAAAGGUAAAGUUUAUCGUGGAAUGCAUUUAGAUCAAGAACAAAUUGAAUGUUCUAACCAAGCUAUAAAGAACGAUGAUAAACAAUGGUUAGGUUUCUCGUCAACAAGUUAA
Messenger RNA from Didymodactylos carnosus, 486 nucleotides. The record is from the annotation of a GenBank genome assembly. NCBI's taxonomy places the organism in Eukaryota, Metazoa, Rotifera, Eurotatoria, Philodinida, Philodinidae.